UCGACCUCCCGCUCGACGUGUGACAGUCGCGCGCCGCUGUUAACGCGCUUUCGUUUUCACAGUUUAGGUAGGCCUACCGUUAAAGCCACAGAAAUAUACACACAAACGAAUGUUCCGUGAUGGAGCGGGUGAACACAAUCAACAUGAAAGAUAUGACUGAGAAGAAGAGCACUGUAUUACAGAAGAAACCGAUCAAACGCCAGUACAGCGGAACAACCAGGAAGUUGGAAGACCCUCCGAAGGAGAAUAAAUCUGAAAAGAAAAAAGUAUUAAAAAUGGACAAGUGCUUCAAAAGGAGACGUAUCGAAAAUGGUAACAGCGUUCAAACACAAUUUGGAAACGUGGCACUUCAACGGCAUGACAACAUUCCACAACAUAAUAAUAAUAAUAGUUCUACAUCACUCAGACGACCAUCAAUUCAAAAUUCAGACCAGUAUCUUCAGGACUUCAGAAUUGACCAGAAGAACGGUGGAACAUUAGUUGCUCCAAACAUACUAGGAUCCAAAAUAGCUGGUGAUGUUACAGUGAACCUACAUGUGGUCUCACAGGUGUCUCACUGUACCUCAAUAAACAAAAAGGAAAUUCUUCAGAGCAUAAAGAAUAAGAUGAAAUCAAGAAUGAUGAAGGAGUCUGAGAGGAUUUUGGAGGGAAGCUUACAACAGUCAGUCUCUCUUAAUAAGAUCUACACUCAACUGUUCAUCAUCAAUGACGAGUCAGACCCCAUCAAUAAAGAACACGAGAUCUGGCAGAUUGAGAUGACGAAUGAUUUAAGCACAUCAGGGCAGACAGUCAUAAACUACAAUGAAAUUCUUAAACCGCCCUUGGAUGAAAAUAGAACCAUGAAGAUUGUUUUAACAAAAGGAAUUGCUGGGAUCGGGAAAACAGUCACUGUGCAGAAGUUUGUCCAUGACUGGGCAAGCGGAAAAGCCAAUCAGGAUCUAGAGCUUGUUUUUCUGCUCCCAUUCCGAGAGCUGAACUUGCGUGAGGGAGAAAACCAGAGUCUUUUUGACCUGCUUUGUGCCUUUUACUCAGAGUUCAAAGAGGCAAGACCAAUCUCUGACUGGAUCUGUGAUAGAAAAGUUCUGUUCAUCUUAGAUGGUUUGGAUGAAUAUAAAAAUGAACUGAGCUUUCAAACCAGCAUUUUGUCAGAUGUUACUAAAAAAGCCACACUGGAUGUCCUCCUAGCAAACCUUCUAAGAGGAAAACUGCUUCCAUCCGCACACCUGUGGAUCACCAGCCGGCCUGUGGCAGCUGAACAGCUUCCAUCUGAGAUCUUCAGACAGGGAUAUGUCACACAGAUCAGAGGAUUCAUAGAUGAACAGAAGGAUGAGUACUUCACGAGGCAGUUUGAGGAUCCAGAUCUAACCCAAAAAGUCAUCUGUCACCUGAAGUCUCAUAAGAGCCUGUGGAUAUUGUGCCACAUACCUCUCUUUUGUUGGAUUUCAUCGGUUGUUCUGAAAACCUUCAUUAAAAGUCAAAAUAAAGACAGGGACAUGCCCUCAAAUCAGACAGAAAUGUAUAUCCACUAUCUGCUCAUUCAGACUGGGUUAAGCCACAACAAAUAUCAAGGGGAAAAUGUGUCACAAGAAGAUGCUCUCUUACAGCACAAAGAACUGAUUAAGAAACUGGCAGGGUUGGCCUACUGGAAGCUGAAGGAACAGAAUGCCAUCUUCAGUAAAGAAGACUUGAGGAAAUAUUAUAUCACUCCUGAUGAAGCUCUUCGAUAUCCUGGCAUCAUUACCUGUGUCUCUGAGUGCAAAUUUGGAUAUAACAGAACUAAAUUUUUCAGCUUUGUCCAUCUCAGUGUCCAGGAAUUCUUUGCAGCCUUGUUUGUUUUUCAUGAAUUUCUAUCAGGAAACCAAGACUCCCUGGGAUUAACUAAAGCAAAAAUGGGGCAAAAGUCUAAUUUGUCGGAUUUUCUCAAAAGCGUGAUUGAUGUGGCCGUGGAAACAGAUGUAUACUCGAAGGACUCCUGCCUCGAUUGGAAGACAGUAGUUUAG
Messenger RNA from Sinocyclocheilus rhinocerous, 2000 nucleotides. RefSeq names its product protein NLRC3-like. The record is from RefSeq and is a predicted model, not a curated record. Bases 120 to 2000 code for a protein of 626 amino acids. The transcript is spliced from 6 exons. Lineage: Eukaryota; Metazoa; Chordata; Actinopteri; Cypriniformes; Cyprinidae.